CAUGCGUACUAUAACCAGAUUACCCAAAGGCCUUUGCAAAAUUUCCCGCGAAACUUCGUCGUGGUUUUCGUUUCUACUUGCCGUUUUCACAUUUCCAAGGUCACGUUAAAGGCACAAGCGGUCCUUGAAACAUGUGAAUUUGAUAUGGAACAUAGAGGGACAGAGCCAAUUAUGCUCGAUUAUGGAGAUCCAUGUGAAACAGCGGACAGAGGAGUGGUACGAGUUGAGGCGGGGAGUCGUCCUGACUGCCUCCCGGUUUGGAGAAGCUCUCGGAGUGGGAAAGGGACGGCCAUAUGACUUCUUCUUGUCUCUUGUGUCAGAUGAUCCUUUGUAUGAGGGAGAUAGUGGCAACUCCUUUACACAGCAUGGCAUAGAUAUGGAGCGUAUAAUAGAUGAGAUGUAUGGACUUCUGACUGGCAACCACACAGAGGAGGCAGGUUUCUGGGUACCACAGCCAAACAGUGUAUUAUACAAACUCUGUGGAGCAUCGCCUGAUGGAAAGGUGUAUUUUGGUUUGGAGACCCAACCAGCAGGGCUGGUGGAAUAUAAGGCUCCCGUCAACCACCUGUACACCCAGCAGAAGCACCCCCCACAUGGCAUACCUCGAAACUACAUGGCACAGAUACAGGGUCAGAUGGCUUUCUCCGGUCUUCCCUGGUGUGACUUCAUGGCAGUUUGUACAGCAACAAGGGAGAUGAUGUUGAGGAGGGUUCACUUCCACCAGAAGUACUGGAGCUUCCUGGCUAACCGACUCAAACAGUUCUGCCUGGCAGUGCAGGCGGCACGGCGUAGGAAAGAAAAUGGGCUGCCCUUUGACAAAGUACCAGGUGUGCCUGUACUCCGGCAGCUGCAGAUGUCCAGGAGCCUGUUCCCUGGGGAAGCGGACAUCCAUGUGGAAGACUUAUUACAGGUGAAUGAGAGAAGACAGUACCAGUCUACUGCAGGUCGGUGGAUGGACUACAAUUUCCUGAUGGGAAUAAGUCCCGAGCCUUCUCUGACAUUCCCACCACACCUUUCUGACAUCUUGUCUAAACUUGAUGCAGAGAUUGACCAAAAGAAAAAUGAGAAAAAUAAAAUGCUCACUAUAGAAGGACUAUAACAAACAAUAGCAUAUUGUUGUUGAAGGAAAUUUAUUUUUUCUUUAAUUUUAAAAUCUUUGAUCAUGUGUAGUCUAUAUCUAUGUUUGACUUUAGAGCAAGUGUGUAUAUACUGUAGAAUAUACUUAGACCUAACAUUACAAUUACUCAGGGUACAUUGACGAAUGCAUUGGAUGAUUGACAGUGAGUUAAGUGUCCAUUUAUACUCUCCAAGCAGAGGUUAGGCUCCGGCUAGUUGUUUUUUUUACAUCUUUUGAGGCAUUUUUAUUUGGCGUUCUAUUUUAUCAGGGUUUUUUUUUAUCCACAAGCCAAAAAGAAGACAUUAAGAAAACCUGACAAAAUAGCACUGUUGCCAUAAGAAUGCUUAAAAAUGCGUCAAAGCAAGGUCAAAGCUAGUCAAAGCCUAACGUCGGCUUGGUGAGUAAUGUAUUUUGACCUUCAAUGAUGUACAGUGUGAGAAUGUCAAUAUUGGUGAAAUAUAUUGUUAUGUAACAGAAAGAGAACACCAAAACCUAACAUUGUACCUUUGACAAUGCAUACAUUUAUAUUGCAAUUACAAACAUGUGUAUUGUUGAAAAUCUAUAUAUAGAUAUUUUGUAUUUUAGUGUUAUUUUGUUGAAGCUUCAAGAGUUGAAUGUUCUGAUAGUAUGUACACUAUAUAUAUAUAUAUAUAUAUAUAUAUACAUCGUUUCAUGUAUUCGUUUUUAAAAAGAGAACAAAGGAUUUCUUUUGUGGACUUUUCAGUACUAAAUGUUAUCUUUUGCAUUCCAGUUUGAAACUGCCAAUUACCUCAAAAGAUGCUCAGGACAUAAUAAAAUGUAGUACGUAAUUAA
Branchiostoma floridae (Florida lancelet) is the source of this 1930-nucleotide messenger RNA. RefSeq lists its product as uncharacterized. NCBI's taxonomy places the organism in Eukaryota, Metazoa, Chordata, Leptocardii, Amphioxiformes, Branchiostomatidae. The transcript has 7 exons. Bases 182 to 1099 code for a protein of 305 amino acids. The record is from RefSeq and is a predicted model, not a curated record.